Messenger RNA from Penicillium riverlandense, 2295 nucleotides. RefSeq lists its product as uncharacterized. Gene Ontology annotation, molecular function: protein binding. Lineage: Eukaryota; Fungi; Ascomycota; Eurotiomycetes; Eurotiales; Aspergillaceae. Bases 1 to 2295 code for a protein of 764 amino acids. The transcript is spliced from 4 exons. The record is from RefSeq and is a predicted model, not a curated record.
AUGAACAGACCGCCGCAGGGCCGUGGUCAGCAACGGCUGGGAGCGACUUGGUAUCCAGGGGGCCAGGAUGACUUCUACAUGCCAGAGGUCAUCUCCCCCUCCCCCCAAAGGAUGCUCAUUCAUCCGCCCAGAGUCAUGCCCGAAGUCCCCGAACACAUGCAGGACAACCUCGCCCAGAUGGAACAUCACGCCCCCGAUCCCCGUCGCGGUCAACAGCCACCGCCUCCUCAGUACAACAAUAAUAAUAGCAUUCGUGCCGCAUACCCCGAGCGCACUUCCUCCGCGGCCAUCGUGCAGAGCCAGGUGCCCCAACACAGCCAGGCCUACGACCCAAGCCCGUACGCGCAGUCGGCCACCUACGAGAGUAUGGACCAUCCCAACUUCUCGCCUUUCCCGGUCUUGCGCAAUCCGCCGCCGAACGUUCCUCCGACCGAUGAACAGAGAGAAGCGAGCUUGGAGCGUGCCCGCAUGGCGGUGUUGUCGACCACGGAUCCCGAGAUGCAACUGGCCUGGGCUCAGGACGCCCUGGCCUAUGUUGAAGUGUCCGCACAGAAUGAAGCCCGCUUGUCGUUGACCCAGCCGCCGCGCCCGCACACACCGCAGGUCGAACGGCAGCUGAAGGUUGAUGCGAUGAACAUUGUCAGCUUCUUGGCCGAGCAGCACCACCCCAAGGCAGAAUUCAUCAAGGGCAUGUGGCUCGAAUUUGGCAAAUUUGGCUACCGCGUUGACCGCAAGGAGGCGUUCCGCUGCUAUACGCGCGCCGCGGAGAAGGGGUAUGCGCGCGCCGAAUACCGCAUCGGCAUGCAGUUUGAGAGUUCGGGUGAGCCAGAAAAAGCAAUCAAACACUAUGAGCGGGGUGUUUCUACAUCCGAUUCUGCUUCCUACUAUCGUUUGGGAAUGAUGAUUCUCCUCGGACAACACGGCCAACGCCAGGAUUUCCCGCUAGGGUUGGACUAUAUUCGACUCGCUGCACAAUCCUGCGACCAGAACGCACCCCAAGGUGCCUAUGUCUAUGGCAUGCUCUUAGCCCGGGAACUCCCUCAAGUCAACGUUCCAGAGACAUAUCUGCCGCUCGAUCUAAAUGCAUCCCGUAUCAACAUCGAGAAGGCUGCCUACCACGGAUUUGCCAAAGCUCAGGUGAAGAUGGGCGCUGCAUAUGAACUCUGUCAGUUGGGUUGUGAUUUUAACCCCGCUCUGUCCCUGCACUACAACGCGCUGGCGGCUCGUCAAGGCGAGCCGGAAGCCGAGAUGGCAAUCAGUAAAUGGUUCCUCUGCGGCCACGAGGGCGUAUUUGAGAAGAAUGACGAAUUGGCUUUCACGUACGCACAGCGUGCCGCCCAAAGCGGCCUGCCGACGGCAGAGUUCGCGCUCGGCUAUUUCUAUGAGGUUGGCAUCUUCGUGCCGGUGGAUAUCAAAGAAGCCCGAAGCUGGUAUGCCAAAGCUGCCGCAAGUGGCAAUAAGGAUGCCUCCGGUCGAAUCGAUAGCAUCUCACGGUCGAAGACUCUGUCCCGCAAGGACCACGAGAAAGUGGCCAUCGCCCGCAUCAAGUCGCGACGAGGGGGGUCCUUGGAAGCCACGCCGGAGAACAUCGAGAUGCCCGAUCCAUCCCGGAUGAGCCUGAACGACAGCAAUGGAUCUGCUCCUUAUCCUGAUCGCCGGCCGCUGAACAUGCCGGAUCAUCGACCAAGCUCUGCAUUUGGCGUGAACCCAAAUCUGCGCCAGAAUCCGCCUUCCGGCUAUGGCGGGCCUCCUGGCCCUCGGACUACGUCUUAUGGGUCAGGGCCCAUGGGCUAUCGCCCGCCUGGCCCGGGUACACCAAACAGUGCCCCUCCUGGUCCAACCGGUCCACAGGGGGUGAUGAGUCCUCCCGGAGGUGCCCCACGAGUUGAUGCCGGGUACUCUGCGCCGAUGGAUCGCAGACGCCCCCGCGCCCUGGACGCGGCACCUCCAGAUCGCAAACCCGUCAGGACUCCUGUGGGUUCUCAUGGUGGACUGUCCUCACCCCGUCCCCCGGCCUCCCCUCGUCCGCCAGGCUCGCCUUCUUUCCCAGCGCGAGGAGAGUCUCGUGGGCCGUCCAUAGGCUCAGGGUCCUCCACGCCCCAGCCAUCCGUCGCCUCGUCAUCAGCUUCGUCCCAGAAGCCAUCGAAGCCUCCUGGUCCUGUACCGGGCAAGGGCCCCAAGACCUUCGAAGAGAUGGGAGUGCCCAGUGCCAAGAAUGACAGCGAUUGCGUACGUCCCUCUGAGACUUAUCCCUGCCUGUACAGCUCACUGACUUUUCUGCAGAUUGUGAUGUGA